CAAAAGAAAAAAAGGAACAGGAGUUGUGAAGAUAAUAACAUGUCUGUUCAUGUGAAAAUGGAACAGCCUGAUGAUCUACUACAAGUUGUUUACAGUGAUGAUGAGAAUCAGGAUAGUUCGUUCAGUAAUGUUAUGAACCUGACAACAGAAACUGAAUUUCAAAGAGAGAUUGAACCAGGGUUAGAAAGAACAUGUGCUCCAGGAAAAGUUGAUUCCUUGGAAGAAAGUUUUCUACAUACUGGUUUGGAGUUUGGUAAAACAAAAGAAAAUAAAGAAACAAAUUGUGAUAUAGCAUCAGAGAAAAUUGAGAACAUAUCUGUUCAAGUGAAAGUGGAACAGCCUGAUGAUCUACUACAAGUUGUUUCAAAGUUCAGUUACAGUGAUGAUGAGAAUCAGGGUAGUUCGUUCUGUAAUGUUAUGAACCUGACAACAGAACCUGAAUUUCAAAGAGAGAUUGAAUCAGGGUUAGAAAGAACAUGUGGUAAGUACAGAAAUCACCUAAAACGUAAGUUUCUUGACACCAGCUCAACACUUACCACUUGACUUGAUUGGUAUAACUGAUCUUGUAACCCUAUAGUAAACAUAAUAAAGAAUACAAAAGCAUAAGGGUUUUUAUACCAUAUCUUCAUGAAAUUCUUUAAACAUUAGUAAUAUUUUGUACACAAAAACUUAGGUGUUUAAUUACAUAUCUCUACU
Messenger RNA from Limulus polyphemus (Atlantic horseshoe crab), 696 nucleotides. RefSeq lists its product as uncharacterized. The record is from RefSeq and is a predicted model, not a curated record. The transcript has 4 exons. Bases 40 to 543 code for a protein of 167 amino acids. Lineage: Eukaryota; Metazoa; Arthropoda; Merostomata; Xiphosura; Limulidae.